Molecule: messenger RNA, 689 nt
Organism: Gryllus bimaculatus (two-spotted cricket)
Lineage: Eukaryota; Metazoa; Arthropoda; Insecta; Orthoptera; Gryllidae
Source: the annotation of a GenBank genome assembly
AUGCGCACGGUUGUUUUAACGCUGCUGCUGGUGGCGGUGGCGCUGGCGGCGUCUGCGCUGGCGGACCAGCACGACAAGAACGACAAGGACCACGCCAAGGAGCACCCCAACGAGAAGCACUCCAAGAACGACGGCCACGGCCACAAGCGCUCCGUGCGCUCGCUCGGCCUCGCCGCCGCCCCCGCCCCCGCCCUCGCCCUCGCCUACGCCCCCGCGCCCUACGCCGCUUACGCCCACGCCCCCGCCUACGCCCGCGCCCCCGCCUACGGCCUCGCCUACUACGGCUAGCCCACCACCCACUCACUUCCUUCCCAUCCCCUCGAGGCGCAUUCCUCCUCAGCCAGUGACGAGACUCGCAAGCAAAAUUUCGUUCUACAACUCUCCAUCCAUUACACUAUCAAACCCUUUCGAAAAGGAAGGGAAUAAACUUUUAAAUCUACAAGAGGUCUCUCACAAAAUCCUCUCACUUCUACAAACCUCUCCUCUUCCAACUACGCAAACAAAAACCCCAAAAAGAUUACGAAACCGCAAGAAAAUACCCACAAAUUUCCCAUUCUCUCUAAUAGCAUUCCUUCGCAGCCAGUGAUGAGCAUCUCAAAGAAAAUCUAGUUCUAAAACUCUGUAUCCAUUACACUCAAACCCUUUGCAAAAAGGUUGUACACCAAUAAGCAAAUAAACGUUAACAAAUG